CAUUGAAGAAAGGUAUGUGGGCGUAAGCAAAUAAAAUAAAGACUGUGACACAGACUAUGGGUCACGCAUCGUUCACUCGUGACAAGGCUGUGCUGACAAAGCAUAAGUAAGAGGUAACAUUUUCCUUCUUCACCGGUGACUCAAGAAGCUGUCGGCUCGCGCGCUCCUCUGUUUGUCCGAUUGUUUUCCCUGUAACAACUGGACAAUGACGUUCCUGGACACCAUAUCUUCUAACUCCGCAUCAGGGAUAUUCCUCACUCUAGCAGCUGGGGCAGCGUUAAAAUACGCCAUCGGUUAUUGGGUUCAAUACAACCGUCGGAAUCAACUGAGACGGGUCGGAACGGUGGCAGCUCUAUAUGUCUACCCUGUGAAAUCCUUCCGGGGACUGAGUGUUACACAGGCUGACUGCACACGCUUAGGGCUCAUGUACAAGGGUCUAACCGACAGGCACUGGGCAGUGUCCAUGACAAAAAAUGUGUACUUAACACAGCGCCAGCUGCCCUCCAUGGCUCUGAUUGAGCCAAGCAUUCAUGGCGACAUAAUGCACCUGGACGCACCGGGGAUGUCAACGCUUAAAGUACCCCUGAACCCACGGGUUACGCCUGAUAUGGUCAAGAAAAUCACCGUAAAGACGGAUACCAUAGAUUCCUUAGACUGUGGUCCCGAGGCUGCCCAGUGGUUGUGUAAGUACUUCAACAGGGACGGCCUUACACUCCGGUUUUCUGCGCCCACCCUUGAGAAGAGAGACUCCUACAAUGCCCAGAAGUUAUGGAACCAUCCGGCGUUAGUGGGAGAUCUGACAGCGUUGUCAGACUACUGUUCCUAUAUGAUUCUCUCGAACGCUUCCUUGAGAGAACUCAACACCAGGCUGGCUAAACCAGUGCCAAUCCUCAACUUCAGAGCCAACAUAAUCGUGGACGACUGUGAAUCCUUUGCAGAGGAUGACUGGAAGGAGGUACGCAUUGGUCAAGCUGCACUUCGGACGCUGGACGCCUGCACGCGCUGUAUUCUGACAACUGUUGACCAACUGAAAGGUGUCAAAGACAAAGACGAAGAACCUCUUAAAACGCUGAGAACAUUCCGUAAGAAGGAGCCCUAUGGGGUGAAACCGGCCUUUGGUGUGAACGCAACGUACAUCGCGUCAGGCGUGGUCCGGGUUGGGGAUCCGAUAUACGCUCUUUAGAUUUAUGUUUCCAUGUCAAAGGAUGUUUAUCUAACAUCCGGACAAAACAGGACUAUGCAAACCAUACCAAUAGAACAACCGAUACAUGUCCUUUCACGCUUAUAGUUUGGGCCGAAUAUACUACCAACAAAGAUAUGGAGACUGAUGAUAGUGAAAGUGUAAUGACCAUCAAUGUAUGCAACAUGUAGACGUGUAGAUCCAUUCCUGCUAAUAAUUCUAGCAGGAGACAUAAUUUCGUCAACAUACCGCUUGAUAGUGAAAUGUACAUCCACACUAAUCGUGUCAGUUCGCCUGUCAUGUGUGAUAUCGCCCCACACCAUUGCACUAUCGCCGGCAUUCCGAUCUUGGCCAAAUACUGUUGUCCUUGAUGUUGCUCGUUGCUACGUCGCCAACAACGUUUUCUGCCAUCUGUGAAUAGGUAAAAACAUCCCUUCCCUUUAACAGAACUGUUCUCACUUUCGAGAAUCUACACUUUCUUUUUUCCCGAACGACCCGUGAAGAUCCGGGUUAGAAUAGGUCUUCAGCAACCCAUGCUUGUCGUAAGAGGCGACUAACGGGAUCGAGUGGUCAAGCUCGCUGACUUGGUUGAUACAUGUCAUCGUAUCGGACUUGUAUAGAUCGAUGCUCAUGCUGUCAGUCACUGGACUGUCUGAUCCAGACUAUUUAUAGACUGUACUCAUGUACCUGGAAGAUUGUUAUGUGCGGCGUUAAACAACAAAGAUAUACUGUCUCGGAGGCAUUUUAAGCCUUUCAUUGUUCCCCAACGGGUGUCCAUACUUUGAAUUCUGUCUGCACAUACAUCACACGCUGUUCAGGAAUGAUGAUAUUUCAUUGUGAUUAGAUGGUGCGUUCAGCUGUCCCGGUAUUGUAAAUGUACAUUAACAACAACUACAUUUCAAUGAUUUGUUGCCUUAGUUUUUGUUGGUAGUAUAUAGCUGCAACUGCCUAUUGUGUAUUGUUAGCUGUUAUAGGUCUCUACUGUCCUGCUCCUCAUUUCGUUAGAAACACAUACUGUCAGAUUUAUAGCCCUCUUCUAAAUCUGUGAUAUAUUGCCGUAUUAAACAAUUUUACCUGUCCUUCGCUUAGUGUAUAAUGAUUCUUGUGGACGCCAUUUUGUUUUACAAAACCGGAAUGAGGUUUCGUUUAAGAAUCCUUGUUAACGUCAGCUUUCUAUGAAAUGUACGUCUCAGGUGAUGACCACCUCAGCCAAGUAGUGACAAGUAGAUCAGAUUUACAAUGGACAAAUGAUGAUGGG
Molecule: messenger RNA, 2438 nt
Organism: Haliotis rubra (blacklip abalone)
Lineage: Eukaryota; Metazoa; Mollusca; Gastropoda; Lepetellida; Haliotidae
Product: mitochondrial amidoxime-reducing component 1-like
Molecular function (GO): molybdenum ion binding; catalytic activity; pyridoxal phosphate binding
Source: RefSeq, a predicted model, not a curated record